AAGAGAAACAUUUCUGCACAUGCCCAUGAUAUUCUUCUCCACUGGGGGCAGCUUUACAUAAGACUGCAUUCAGUGAAACCAAAGCAACAGUCGGAGGAGCUUUCAGAAUGACAGUAUGCAGAAGUGAACAGAGCCCGUUCAUUCUACAAGACUAUUCUGCCUUCUGGGCUCCAAAGCAGCUUCGCAUCCGAUUCGGGUGCUUACUAUGAAAACUGUUGGGCUACGGAGUACGGAUGUGUGAAUUCAGAUAGCAAGGUAUUUGUUGAAGAAAUUAUCCAGCUUUAUUAUAAGGAGCAAUUUCAACAGCCAGUUUUUCCAAUCGGAAAGAUGCAAAAACGUAACAUCCAUGAGGAUCCUAUUACCUAGGAAGAAUUUGACAUUUUGCUGCAAAUGCGGUGUGGGGAUUUAUUUAUUCUUGGAGUGUUCUGCGUGGCUGGCAGAGAAUAAUGUUCCAAAAUCGGUCCAUCUCCCAAGGGGUCCCAUUUUUCUUCCUGGGUGUCAGCAAGCCCUGACUCACCACAGUGCCGCUGACAGGGGCUGUCAUGCUACUGGCACCCUAAGCAAAAGCAAAGGACCUAAGGACGACCUUUGAACAACACAAAGGAUGGGUUUCAAUGUAAUUAGGCUACUGAGCGGAUCAGCUGUAGCACUGGUAAUAGCCCCUACUGUAUUACUGACAAUGCUUUCUUCUGCUGAACGAGGAUGCCCUAAGGGCUGUAGGUGUGAAGGCAAAAUGGUUUAUUGUGAAUCUCAAAAAUUACAGGAGAUACCCUCAAGUAUAUCUGCUGGUUGUUUAGGUUUGUCCCUCCGAUAUAACAGCCUUCAAAAACUUAAAUAUAAUCAGUUUAAAGGUCUCAACCAGCUCACCUGGCUGUACCUUGACCAUAACCAUAUCAGCAAUAUUGACGAAAAUGCUUUUAAUGGAAUACGCAGACUAAAAGAGUUGAUUCUGAGUUCCAAUAGAAUCUCCUAUUUUCUUAACAAUACCUUCAGACCUGUGACAAAUUUACGGAACUUGGAUAUAUCCUAUAAUCAGCUGCACUCUCUGGGAUCUGAACAGUUUCGGGGCUUGAGAAAGCUGCUGAGUUUACACUUGCGGUCUAAUUCCCUGAGAACCAUUCCUGUGCGAAUUUUCCAAGACUGUCGCAACCUGGAACUACUGGACCUGGGAUAUAACCGCAUCCGAAGUUUAGCCAGGAAUGUCUUUGCUGGUAUGAUCAGGCUCAAAGAACUUCACCUGGAGCACAAUCAGUUUUCCAAGCUCAACCUGGCACUGUUCCCAAGACUGGUCAGCCUGCAGAACCUUUAUUUGCAGUGGAAUAAAAUCAGUGUGAUCGGACAGACCAUGUCCUGGACCUGGAGCUCAUUACAAAGGCUUGAUUUAUCCGGCAAUGAAAUAGAAGCUUUCAGUGGACCCAGUGUUUUCCAGUGUGUCCCCAAUUUACAGCGCCUCAACCUGGAUUCUAACAAGCUGACGUUCAUUGGUCAAGAAAUCUUGGACUCCUGGAUAUCUCUCAAUGACAUCAGUCUGGCCGGAAAUAUAUGGGAAUGCAGCAGAAACAUUUGCUCCCUGGUAAACUGGCUGAAAAGUUUUAAAGGGCUGAGGGAAAACACGAUCAUCUGUGCCAGCCCCAAAGAACUGCAAGGAGUCAACGUGAUCGAUGCCGUGAAAAACUACAGCAUCUGUGGCAAAAGUACCACGGAGAGGUUUGAGCUAGCGAGGACUCUCCCGAAGCCUACAUUCAAACCCAAACUCCCCAGGCCCAAGCAUGAGAGCAAGCCCCCCCUCACCCCUACGGUCGCAGCCACGGAGCCAAGCUCGGAAACGGAUCAUGACCCAGAGCGUAUCUCUUUUCACAAAAUCAUAGCUGGGAGCGUGGCUCUUUUCUUGUCUGUGCUUGUGAUCCUGCUGGUUAUCUACGUGUCAUGGAAGCGUUACCCUGCGAGCAUGAAGCAGCUGCAGCAGCGCUCCCUCAUGAGAAGGCACAGGAAAAAGAAAAGGCAGUCACUGAAGCAAAUGACUCCCAGCACCCAGGAAUUUUAUGUAGAUUAUAAACCCACCAACACUGAAACCAGCGAGAUGUUGCUGAAUGGGACGGGACCCUGCUCAUAUAGCAAAUCAGGAUCCAGGGAAUGCGAGAUACCUUUAUCCAUGAACGUGUCAACCUUUCUUGCAUAUGACCAACCCACAAUAGGUUACUGUGGGGUGCAUCAUGAACUUCUCUCUCAUAAGCCCUUUGAAUCAAAUGCACAGGAAGAGACGAUGGAAACACACCUAGAGACUGAUCUGAAUCUGAGCACAAUAACAACAUCAGCCCGAAUCAGUGAGCUUAAUCAGCAGAUGGCUUCAUUGACCUAAUUAACAGGAGAGGGUGGCCACCAAACUCUGUGUAACCCGAUGGACCCAAUGAGGAAGACUUUGUCUCGUGUGGAUUCUGAAAUGUCCUGUUCUAAUAAAAUGAAAAAGAACCAAGAGUGGUACAUGAAAUAAAGAAGACGUGAAUUGUUUCAAGUCUACAAUUUGUAAUUAAGUUGUGCAGUAUUUUUUGACUUAAAGAAUAUGACCCUGGGGAAAAAAAAAAGAAUCUUUUUUCAAAGCUCAUCCUACCUACCUGUAAAAACUGUACAGAGCUAAUGUAUUUUUCAUAUUGUAAAGUUUCAAUUAUUAAGAACUGGUAUGUACAGUACCAUAAUUUAAUUACGGUUUGCUUUACAGAUUUCAGUUUCUAAAAUUUUAAAUUAACAAAAAUUAUUUCUUGUGUUACUCAGAGUCACUCAGUUUUGUAGGGAUUGUUUUGUUACUGCUUUUGUGCCCAGAAAACUUUACUCUGAAAUUCUGUGCUGUGUGAAAUAUGCACGAUUUUUAUCAUGCUUAUUGCAUAGAAUUUUAUCUACUUGUUCCAGAAAUAAUACAUUAACCAAAAAAAAGAUUUAAUUGCUCAGACUUCGAAGAGAUUCUUCAAUUACAUGAGAAGUUUUUCUUAUAAAUGAAAAAAUUCACUUUUUUUUAACAAUUCUCAGAUUUAACUGUUGCCUUGAAUUACAGCCUAGUUUCUAAGCAGUGAAAUGUAAUGAUAAAGAGGGAUAUUUUAAAAACACAUUUCUGAAUGAAUGACUCAUUAUUUUAUUCUUUUAUUCUUUUGAGUAAUAGGGAAUUGAGGAUGGGGAAAAAUCAGUGGACAAAUCAUUAUUGGAAACAAAGGCCGUAACCACAGCAACAGAUUUUCUCAUAAGAGACAAAGGGCAGCUGUCAAUGACAACAGAAAAGUCUUUAAGUCUAUUGUUUCACUGGGCAGGGUGAGAGGUAGUUAUAAUUGUACAGUAGUUUAUUGUCUCCUAAUUAACCCAAUUUAUCAGGCAAGCAGGCAUAUAGUCAGGUAGUGUAUAUGCACCUGAUUCUUCAUGCAAAAUUUUAGUGUAAUACUACAAUUCAGGAACACCUCCCAGAUGAAGCACCAAAUGUUUAAUGCACUUGCUUUCUGCACGAACCUCCCCCAUUCUAUACUGAAAUUUCCCUGGCACCACAGCAGUUACAUAAAAUCUGAUGGGGGUACCUACUUUGUCACUGAAAGUGGCAUUCAACCAGAUUGGCAUUUAAAAAAUAUGUCCGGUUAAAACCUUAGCAGUACAGUGCCUCUAGCUUCUUUACAAAGUUAACUUAAAAGAUUUUGACCCCCCUGCUGAGCUGAAACAUACUGAUGAUACUAUAUGAAAUGAAAUUAAGAGAACCUGACUUUAUAAGACUUCAUUAUUCAGCAUUUGAAUAAUUGACUGAUUUCUUUGCUCAGAUGUAUGCUUUUUUAAAAAAAACCUAGGUAUGGUUUACAUUUACCAUACUUAAAAACUUUAAAGUUACUAAGAAUACCAUAUGAAGAGUAAGAUCAUUUCAUAGUCUGUGAAAAUGAAAAUAAUUUCAAACCUAAAUGUCAGCCAACUAAGGGGAAAUAACUAGAAACACUGGGUUUUCCAACAGUCAAAGAAAAGCUCUGACUCAAGUUUUUCUUUCUUUCAAAAAAUACUAUAAGCCUGCAAGUAUAGUUUUCCGGAUGCUUACUGUACCAUAUUUCAAAAUAUCUUCAAGGAGACUGAAUUUUUAAAAUGCAGUUCAUAUGUUUGUGAAAAAAAUACACGAGGCAGGUAGGUAGAGAGAGAAUGUUUAACAAGGAAUCUGCAUUUAAUAUUGUAAGUGAAACAAAAUGUCAAAAUAGAGUACCUUGUAUCAGUUAUUUAUUUAGCAUUCCAGAUUUUGUAACAUAUUUUGCAUAAAUUAUUUCCUAUUCAAAUAUUUAAUUUGUCAUUUUAAGUCUCAUAUUUUUCUUACUUAUUUUAAUUUUCAUUGAUGCAUUUAUGUGUUCUCAGAAAUCUCUUUAACUUAUAUUUGCAAUUUUAUUUUGUGUUGCUUGAAGUAGGGAAAACAAGAUUUACAAAAUGCUUACUUUUCCACAAUUGAACACCAAAAAAAUAAGAGCCUGGUGGUUUCUAAAACUCAAAAAAUGAAUUUGCUUUCUAAGCAGAUAUUUUGGGGAAGAAAAUUAUUCCUCAUAGGACUAGUCCAUGAGAAAUUUCAAAAGAAUCAUUAUAUGAGGAUAAGCACCUCAUACUCCUCUGGGUACAUUUUUAGAACGAAGACUUCUUAAAGAAGGAAAAUGUCCUUUACCAAAAUUGUAACUUCCAUGUUACAUGUUAAUGCUUAAAAUGUGUAUACUCAACUUGCAUAGUUAACAUUGUCUAUUAGACAAUGUUAAUAGACAGUACAGUUAACAUGGGUGCGAUUUUACUCUCACUUUUAUCAUCGUAAAUAACAGCUACACCAGAAAGACAGAGACAUAUAGGUUUAUCUACCUAUAGAUGUGCUUGCAUAUACAUAUAUAUAUAUGAUAUCUAUCUCAGAUUAUUUCCACAAUCCUGACUUUCUUAGACAUGGCUUGCAGUAAGAAUAGACUGUCAUCAAGUUUUUUUUUUUAUAGGAGUUAGGUUUAUCUUUUUCUUUUUAAUCAAAUUAUAUGGCACUGAAAAUUUGUUAAUAACAUGAGUCCCACAGAGACCUGGAUCUAUUUUCUUAAUCAUAUCUUAGAGUAAUUCACUUUUGGUACAGAGUCCUCAAUUUCCCCAAGAUGCCCAGAGUCUUCCAACAAUGCCUUCUUGUGAUUCUCCAUUCUGGGCAUGAUUUCACCUAUUCAGAAGUCAUUCUGUGCCAACUGAAGUCUGUAUUCGACCCUGGGUUCCAUAGCUAGACUCCAGCACAGGAUAGUCUAAUAAGCUGUAAAUUCCUGAAUGCUUCAGACCUCAUGAAAAUAUGAAGAUCAGGUGCUCGCAUGCAGCAGGAACUGAUUGGGGUCCCAUGGCUCGUUCAUAAAAAGGGUUUUUAUGCAUGGCUGUUCUACAGUGUCUUUCCAGAGAUUUCUCUGGCCGCUAUAAAGGGGAUCCCCACUGCAAGGCACAUCAUCAGCUGCAGAAACCGGUAAGCAUACAGCUGACCAGAAGUCAUCACUCAGAAUCAUUAUUCCCCUGGUUUGGUGGAGAAUUUCCAAAACAUGGCUUUUAUUAAUGCCAUGUUGUUCACAGAUUUUAAUGCAUAACAUUGAAACAGAUAGAAAGUCAAGUGACAUCAGCUCACAGUGAUUAGCGAAUUGUGACCAAUAUUCAAAUUUUCCCUUAAUAUUUAAUAUAUUAAAUUGGUAAUAUGUUUUGAAAAUAUUUUGGCUUCCUUGGUUCAAUCAGAUAUUUUAGGACAUAUGAAUUAGCAGUACCUAUAAAUAUAAAAAUUAUGGAAACCUUAGUUGGAUUCAGAAAACUAUCAUGGCUCAUAAAUGGAAAAAGAAGGUACUUUCUGAAUUAUAGUUUUUAUGAGCCAUGGCAUUUCAACUCUCAGUGUCUGCAAAAAGAGGCAGAUCUCUCAUAUAUGUUCACUCAAAACAAACAAGGCAAUUUCCAGUGGCUAAAUUGUGCAUUUAAUUCAGUGUCAAAAAAUUAACAAGUUUCAUUAAAUGAUAAAAUCUA
Molecule: messenger RNA, 6000 nt
Organism: Ornithorhynchus anatinus (platypus)
Lineage: Eukaryota; Metazoa; Chordata; Mammalia; Monotremata; Ornithorhynchidae
Gene: LRRTM3
Product: leucine rich repeat transmembrane neuronal 3
Exons: 3
Coding region: 605-2359 (584 amino acids)
Cellular component (GO): plasma membrane
Molecular function (GO): protein binding
Source: RefSeq, a predicted model, not a curated record